This is a messenger RNA of Cuscuta campestris, 1158 nucleotides long. The record is from the annotation of a GenBank genome assembly. NCBI's taxonomy places the organism in Eukaryota, Viridiplantae, Streptophyta, Magnoliopsida, Solanales, Convolvulaceae.
CGCACACCGGCGUGAGCGCCGGUUUGAACACCGGGGGGCGUUAAACACCGCCCCCAUCGACGUGAUAAGGGCGUCACCGGGUCGGCGUAAGUAGUUUGACGCAACUCCCUCCCCCCUUAACGGCUCUAAUAGCCGUUGAAGACCAAAAAAGAAAAUUUAAUUUUUUAAAUAAAUUUCAACCCCCUCUCAUUCUCUCACACCUUCAAUCUUCUUCACACAUUCUUCAAUUUCAAACUCACCCCCUCUCUUUUGAACAUGAAUCCUUCCGGGUCCAGCUUUUUUCCUGACAAUCUCGCACCAAGCGAUGUCGCGAUGUUGUAUUUCCAAGAAUUGGGGGAUCAUCCGCCAAUCUUCGAGACUCAACAAUUGGGGUACGUCGAGCGAGAUUCGGUUCCGGAGACUGAACUGGAACCAUCCGACUCGAAAAAAAGUACACGCUGGAAAAGCCACAAAGCAAAAGGCACGAUGACGGAGGCGGUACGGUCAAUCCAAAAGUGGACGCCAGAGGAGGAGUGCUUAUUGGCAUCGGCUUGGGCUGAUGUCUCCGAGCAUCCUAUCAUUGGUUCGGAGCAAACGAAUGAUGCGAUGUGGAAUCGUAUCGAGGAGAAAUUCUUCACGGCGAUGAACAACGACGGCUCCUACCGUACCCGGGACCAACUCACUUCCAAAUGGAGCCACAUCAACCAUAAAGUCCGAAAGUUUAUCGGAGUUUACGAGGAAUGCGCUCGUUCCCAGAGGAGCGGGACGAACAAUGCCGAUGUCCUCCGGCUUGCCGCGACCCGGUAUCAAGAUGACGAGCACCAAGGCAAGCCGCAACCGUGUCAUAAGAAAGAGAGAGCGGAGGAAGGAGAGAACAAACAGUGCGUAGAUUUCAUCCCUUCGCCGUAGCAGGUCGCCGACGGCUUGCGGUGCUUGGGUCGUGCUCUAUCUCAAAGCCUAUCUCAUGCAGAAGAAGUUUUCCUUUCACUCUGAUGGCCUUGAUGCUUGGCCGACAACCAUAAAUAUUUCCGAGCUUCUCGGAGAGCGCCGACACCAAGACUGGACGCUAAGUGGUCCUUUCAUCUUGCCCUUCAAUCACGGGCCCUUUAUAUGAGCUUGAUAUCUCUGCAUCUGUUUAACACAACUCAAGAAUAAUUAUGUAUUCAAGCAGGUCUAGUU